AUGAAUAACCCGUUCGAUAGAAGGGAGCGAACAGUGUUCGUGUCGAUGAUAGACAAAUCCAUUACUGAUGAUGGUUUAUACGAAUUAAUGAAGCAGGUUGGACCAGUGGAAAAGAUAAUUUUCAAGGAGAAUCCAGAUGGUACACUGAUGCAUGCGCUUGUAAUAUUCAGAAAUGUGGAGUCCGUCGUCCUCUCCAUGAUUCAUCUCCAGCCUAUGAUUAGGAAUUCAAAACUGAUCCAAAUACGGCCUCUGCGUGAGAGCUCUCACCGCUUUUCUUCGUGUGCUCGGUUCAGUCCAAUGUGCGGUCCACUGUCGCCUCAGGAAGAAACUCGUCAAACUGGUCUCCCAGAUGAUGGAACUGACGCCUCAUGGAAAGUUCAUCCUACUGAAGUUGGCCAAGUAUUGUUAGACCAUCGCUUAACGAAUCACACAGAUAGUCCAAUUCCUACUUCGACCGCUUCGCUGCCGAGUUCUGCAAGACGCUUUUCUUCACAGAGUACUUAUCCUAACACAGAAUUUAACCACCGCCACUUGUGCUCAGUGGCCCCAUCUUCUACUUACUCUUCGUAUUCACUAGCACGCCGCCUCCCAUGUUCUCACAAAUCGAACUGCUCCAGGAUUUGUUGUGCGGAGAUGUGA
Messenger RNA from Necator americanus (New World hookworm), 639 nucleotides. RefSeq lists its product as uncharacterized. Gene Ontology annotation, biological process: regulation of alternative mRNA splicing, via spliceosome. The record is from RefSeq and is a predicted model, not a curated record. Gene Ontology annotation, cellular component: nucleus. NCBI's taxonomy places the organism in Eukaryota, Metazoa, Nematoda, Chromadorea, Rhabditida, Ancylostomatidae. The coding region runs from base 1 to 639 and encodes 212 amino acids. The transcript has 5 exons. Gene Ontology annotation, molecular function: single-stranded RNA binding.